AUGCCUUCCCUUCUUGAUCUUUUUGAUCCAGGCGUGGGUUUGACCGCGUUCGCUGUUUCCGUUUGCCUGAGUGCGGCCUACUACUUCUGGUGCCGCUUCCUGGAGCAUCUCAAUGACCCCCUGAUUUCUCACGGCGACCUCCUGAUGGAUUUCGUCGUGUGUAUCAUCUGGCUUGGGUUGUCGCUCAUGUUCUCUUUUGCCUGGUUGGAGGGAGUCCGCCGCCGUCUUCAUUACCGUCGUGGCGACGAUGACCACCAUGGAUCUCCGUCUGGCACCGGCUUCGGCUCGAGCUCUGGAGCUCACCCUGGCUUCGCUUCUCAGCGAUCCAAGGAUCAGAAGCGAGCCUCUGGUGACAGAGCUCGCACUCGGUCCAAUGCUCAUGGCGCACCUCACCGUCGUGUCUCUGUUGCUAUCUCUGUUGCGCUCUGCGCUGUUCUGAUGAUCAUGCUAACCAAAACGCUUACUUCCGUCCAGUUUGUAUCUUCGCGUGGCAAUGAGUACUUCUGCGAGAUCGACGAGGAUUAUCUGACCGACCGUUUCAACUUGACGGGCCUCAAUGCCGAGGUCCCGUACUAUCAGUACGCGCUCGACCUCGUGACGGAUGUCUUUGAUCUCGAUGCAGACGACGAUCUGCGUGAGCAAAUCGAGAAGUCCGCACGUCAUCUCUACGGCCUGGUUCAUGCUCGCUACAUCGUCACUACCCGUGGUCUCGCAAAGAUGCUCGAGAAGUACAAGAAGGGUGAUUUCGGCAAAUGCCCGCGCGUUAUGUGCGACGGACACCCGCUUCUUCCCGUCGGCCAGUCUGACCUCCCCAACAUGAGCACUGUCAAGCUUUACUGCGCCAAGUGUGAAGACACGUACAACCCCAAGUCCUCCCGCCACGCUUCCAUCGACGGUGCCUAUUUUGGUACCUCGUUCCAUUCCAUUCUCUUCCAGGUCUACCCCGCUCUCAUUCCCGAGAAGAGCAUUCGUCGUUACGAGCCUCGUAUCUACGGCUUCCGCGUGCACGCCGCUGCGGCUCUCGCCCGCUGGCAGGAUGUCGAACGCGACCAGAUGCGCCAGCGCCUGGCCGACUUUGACGUCGAGGCCAAGUUCAUCGAGGACUCCGAGAGUGACGACGAGGCUUUUGACUACGAGGAGGAAUCCCCCCAGGGCGCCAAGAACGAGAAAGUUCUCGGAGACACUGCCUCUGGCCGUAUGGACCUCGCUAAUUAG
This is a messenger RNA of Penicillium riverlandense, 1215 nucleotides long. RefSeq names its product casein kinase II subunit beta. The coding region runs from base 1 to 1215 and encodes 404 amino acids. Gene Ontology annotation, cellular component: protein kinase CK2 complex; cytoplasm. The transcript is spliced from 2 exons. NCBI's taxonomy places the organism in Eukaryota, Fungi, Ascomycota, Eurotiomycetes, Eurotiales, Aspergillaceae. The record is from RefSeq and is a predicted model, not a curated record. Gene Ontology annotation, molecular function: protein kinase regulator activity.